AUGCGCUUGCGCUGGGUCGUGGGCCUGGUGCUCGCCUCGUGCGUCGGAGCGCAGCAUAGCAAUGCAGAGACUGCGUACCAGGAUGCACUGGCGCAGCUUCGUGAGCUGGUGGAUACCUCCAUCGACCCCGUCGUGACGUCGUCGACGCCGUGGCUCGGGGCGCUGGUCGAACGUGCCGCCCACCUCGCCGAACGAGUCGGUAUGGACGGUGUUGGCCGCCGUAUGCGCGUCGACGCACAGCAGUGGUCUCUGCGCCACCGAGCCAAGGCCACCGAGCCUGCGGGCCUCUCUGAGCGCGUCGCGGCGUGGCUCGACCAGUCGCCGACCCGUGGCGCUCCCCGCGAGCCACACACCUUUUACGAUGUGCCGGACCACGCGCUGUGGCCAGAUUGGGACUUUGAUGCUGUGAAAGCAGGGCGUGCACAGGCGCGCAAGCAGCACAUGGCCGUGCUCAACGGAUGGGAGCAGGCCAUGUGGGGCCCGUUUGUUGCCGACCUCUUUGAUGCGCCGAACGAGGCCGUGCAGCGCGUUAUCGAUGCGCAUGAUGCCGCCGAGCGCUAUGCGAUGCUCUCGAGCUGGAUUGCAAACGUCUCGAAAAGUUAUGUGCCAGAGACACUGCUCACUGCGCUGGAGCGGAAAAAAGAUACCAAGAAGGCCACCGAGGCCAAGCACAAAAGGGCCCGUGCCAUUGCGCAGCUCGAGUGGGCCGCAUUCGAGGGGGAAAUGUCGCCCGAGUCGGUGAUUGACGCGACGUUUGAUGCGGCGAAUGCCACCGGGCGCCCCCUCAACGUGCACGCCGACGCCCUGUGGGUCCUCGGCGAGCACUCGCUCUGGGGCACGCACGGUGCGCAGCCCAACAUUUCGCGCGCGAUCCGCGCGUUUGAGCGUUUGGCGGAUACCGGAAACGCGACUGCGCAUGCGCGCCUCGGGUUCCUGUACAACAGCCCGUUGCUCACGACGCUGUACGGUAUCGAGCCCCAACCCGAGCGCUCCCAUGUACACUAUACGCUCGGCGCGCAAGAAGGCGAGCGUGCCGCGCAGCUCGCGGUUGGCUACCGCUACGACCGCGGCCUCGGUGUCCCCCCCGACUGCAUGGAGGCGCUCGCGUGGUACGAUGCCGCGGCGCAGCAGGCCUACAAGACCUAUCUGGAAGGCCCAAUUGGCGGGCGCAGACUGCCGUAUGCCAAGCUGCGUCUGAGCGACCGCGCGGCACUGAAGCGCGGCUUGCAGCGCGGCCUCGCAUCGGGCAUGGACAACCUCUUGCUCCUUGCCAAGCUGUACCGCCCUGCCGUGCGGCGCCUCGUGAGCCAGGAGCCGCUCGCACUGCAGGAUACGCACACGCUAGGUGGCCUGCUCGACGCGUACGAGCACCAAGGCGGCGCGUUCCAAACCGCGCGCCUCUCGUUCCUCGCCCAUGCCUUGUACCGCGGCAGUGUCGUCGGCGAGGCCGAGGCGAUCGGCGCCGUGAGCCGCGACUUUCGGCGGGCGCACCGCUUUGCGCUCAUCGUCGCGGAGCAGCGGUGGCCCGCACCGGUGGCGCUCGAAAACUUUGCGUGGCCGUCGACGCGCCCCGACGGCACGCUCCAGGCGGCAUACCGCGCGGCAGAGGUCGAGGAGAGCGUGCGUGUGCACGCGGCGAAUAGUGCUGCGCUCCUUGGGCAAAUGUACCUGCGUGGCGACGGCGUCGCGCAGGACUUUGUCAAGGCCAAGGUGUGGCUUACGCGUGCGGCGCUCGACGGCAAUACGCGCGGCGCUCAUGCGCUCGGUCGCAUGUUUGAGCACGGCUGGGGCGGCACGCCGGACCUCGAGCGUGCGAGCAAGAUCUACGAGUCCGCCAAGGCGAAAGAGUCUGCGCCGGACGUUGCGCUGGAGAUGGCCAAGGCGUACAUGCAUGCACAGCAGCCCGACAAGGCGCUGACGCAGCUCGCGAUCGCUGGCAGCGUCUCUGAUUUGAAAGAUGCGCGCGAGUCGACGCUCCUCGAGACGGGUUUCGAGGUGCAGUACCUCGCCGGCGCGAUCCGUGCAGACUGGGCGUACCACCAAAACCAAAGCGCGACCAACUGCGCGGCGGGCCUCCCGGGCCUGAAACGUGCGGCAGAGCGGGGCGACUGGGACGACCCCAUCUUUCACCGCGCCGAGGCUGCGCACGUACGCCGCGACGUCGCGACGUCGCUCAUGGCGUGGGCGGUGGCGGGGGCAUCCGGCAUCGAGGAGGCGCAGGACAAUAUCGCGUACGUCCUCGAUCCGGUGCGCUCGUACCUGCGUCCUGCGCCGGAGCAGCCGACCGACCGCACGGCGCUUGCAUUCUGGGCGAACAGCGCGCUGCAAGGCAGCCCGCAUGCGAUGAUCAAGCUAUGCGACUACCUGCGCCUGGCGCGGGGAACGAAUGCGACGGCACACCGCGCCGCACAGUGCUACCUUGCACUGGUGGACGGCGACGCGAGCCUCGUCGUGCCCCGCUGGCACCUCGCGCAGAUGUACGAGAGCGGCGAUGGCGUGCUGCAGCCGGACUAUCCUCUGGCGAAGCGGUACUAUGACAUGGUCGCGGCGCUUGCGCCGACCGAUGCGGUGCUUACCGCCUUCCCGGCCCUGAUUCGACUGCACGUGAAAGCAUUUUGGCGUUUGCUGAAAGGCGACGACACGGCGCGCCGCCUGCUGCAUGCGUAUAUUGGCGGGAAAAAAGAGGCGCAGCCGCCGGCCAAGGCCAAGGCCAAAACCAAGACGCCGUCGCUGCCGGACGACGUGUGGCUCGACUGGGCCGUCGACCUUGCCGUGUUUUCGAUGGGGAUCGUGUGCUUGGUCGUGCUGAUGUAUGUGCGCAGGGUCGUGCAGCGCCGCAGAGAUGCGGCGAAUGUGCAGCUUGCGCAAAUGCAGGCGCUGCGCUAG
Messenger RNA from Malassezia japonica, 2886 nucleotides. RefSeq names its product ERAD-associated protein (gene HRD3). The record is from RefSeq and is a predicted model, not a curated record. The transcript has a single exon. Bases 1 to 2886 code for a protein of 961 amino acids. NCBI's taxonomy places the organism in Eukaryota, Fungi, Basidiomycota, Malasseziomycetes, Malasseziales, Malasseziaceae. Gene Ontology annotation, molecular function: protein binding. Gene Ontology annotation, cellular component: endoplasmic reticulum membrane. Gene Ontology annotation, biological process: ERAD pathway.